This is a messenger RNA of Daldinia loculata, 1440 nucleotides long. RefSeq lists its product as uncharacterized. The coding region runs from base 1 to 1440 and encodes 479 amino acids. NCBI's taxonomy places the organism in Eukaryota, Fungi, Ascomycota, Sordariomycetes, Xylariales, Hypoxylaceae. The record is from RefSeq and is a predicted model, not a curated record. The transcript is spliced from 3 exons.
AUGCGUGAUUCGGAUUUGCCCGGUGCUGUACCGGCUGAUAUCGUACGCCACUACCGCGCUGAGAAUAGAGCGCUGGGUAGUUAUGCUACCGAUUCGAAUGUUUUCCGUGGCACGGUUACGAUACUUAUCAAUGAGAAAUGGGAAUCAGACGGCGUAGAGCUGCUCUUUUUCGACCCUCCGCCCAGUUUGCUUGAAUUAGAGGAUAAGGAUAGGAAGGGGAUUUUUGGAGAUGAUCUGACUAAUGAUGGGAUGUUGGUGGUCCGCGACGUUGCUCUUCGAGGCCCGGCUGGGUUGAGCAUAAAGCUACGAACGCUGGCUGAGAAUACACGCGAUUGGAGUGGUCUCGAUGAGCAAUCAAGCAGCCAGCCGGUCAGGAUGAGGUGGUUCCUGACGCUGCCGGCCUCUCUGCUGCUCAGCAUCGCGCUGCAAACCCAAGUCGUAUUAGCGAUCGAUAACGACUUCUCGGCGUACCCCGAGGGCUCGCAGCAAUGCCUAAACGACGCGGCCGACCAGAGCAAAUGCUCGGGCAACACGGGCAACGAAAUGAACAUGUGUCUGUGUUCCAAUAAGGGAAACUUCAUCUACAAUACCGCCGAGUGCGUCGCCAAGCAGAGCCCCGCCGAUCUCAACGCCGUCUACGAUACCAUGGAGAACAACUGCGCCGGCACGGGCGUCACCAUCGCCGUCUCCAAGCAGGCCUUCCUCUCGCAAGCCGCCGCCGCCACCGCAACGACGUCUUCCGCCACGCCAACAUCCACCUCGCCAACUUCCACAUCAGAUUCUCCCACAGCAUCACCUACUACAACAUCACCUACAGCAUCACCCACAACCUCCGACUCCCCCUCCGGAACCAGCACCCUCUCCUCAGGCGCCAAGAUCGGAUUAGGCGUAGGCAUCGGCUUCGGCAGCGUAGCGCUCGGUCUACUAGGCUGGUUCGUAUUCGCGUACUCGCGCCGCCGCCGGGCACACCACCCGCCCACCGACGCGGAGCUCUCGCCCAACGCAGCCUCCACCCCCCUGCACAACGGCAGCAGCAGCGCGUACCAGCCGUCGCCCCUUACGCCGGCGCCCGAGUACGCGCAGCACAACGCGCAGUUCGGCGGCGUCGCGGAAUUAAGUCCCGCGACUGUGCAUAGCGGGUGGAAGGAAUUGCCCGCGGAUUACUACGGCGGCGGCGGCGGGGAUAAGAAAGACGGUGGUGGUGGUGGUGGUGGUGGUGGUGGUAAGAGUGACGGGGGAUACAAUUACAAGGGCUCGUCCGGCGUGCCGCUUCUCGCGGAACUAGACGACGGACGCGCGAACUCGCCGGCGCCGGUCGAGUUGCCGGGGAGCGAGGUGUACAACGAUACUAGCAGCGUGCAUACGCCGGCGCAUAGUGCGCAGGGCCCGGAGAGCGGAUAUCGGGAUCAGGAGCUAGGGAACGGGCAUGGAGCAGGAUGA